AUGGCAAGGGCCGCUAAAACUUGGAGUGAUGCUCAGAGCUACUGCAGACAGUUUUACAUAGAUCUGCCCUCCAUCCACAACUCAGAGGAUAAUAACCAGAUAACUAGGGUUAUAACAACUGGAAAUUACAUCUGGUUUGGUCUGUUCCAGGACUCUUGGGAAUGGUCUGACAAAUGGAGCCUCUUCUUUAGAAACUGGGCAGCAGGUCAACCAUCCCAGAGUUCAGGAUCUGAUUGUGUCCGCAUGUCAAGAAUCAAUUCUGGGAAAUGGGCUCAUGAAAGCUGUGAUCUAAAGCAUCCUUUUAUCUGCCAUGGAGAUGGCAAGUUGAAACAGAUGGUCAAACUAAAAGUAUCCUGUAAUGGAAAAUGCACGUUGAAUGAUUCUUCCAUACAGACUGCCAUCCUGAAUGAGAUAAGUGAAAAGCUGAAGAGCAUGGGGCUGGAAAGUGACAGCAAAAUAAGCUGGAGAAAAGGGGAAGGUGGAGAGGUGUUUCAUCAGGAGAUCAACCGUACUGCGAGUUCCAAUAAUAAAUCUAAUAAGAAGUAAUCUUUUAUUUAGGCCUUUAUAUCAAAAUUCAAAGAUUGCUUUAAGGAAUUGUGAAGUAGUUUUAGCAGAAUUAUCAUUUAUUUAAAGUGCUCCUAUUAUG
This is a messenger RNA of Megalobrama amblycephala (Wuchang bream), 646 nucleotides long. RefSeq names its product lectin-like. The transcript has 3 exons. Lineage: Eukaryota; Metazoa; Chordata; Actinopteri; Cypriniformes; Xenocyprididae. The record is from RefSeq and is a predicted model, not a curated record. The coding region runs from base 1 to 546 and encodes 181 amino acids.